AUGAGGCGAGGUAUGUUCAACCAGUUCGAGCAAGAGGUUAUGCGUCUGACUCUCGUUAAGGGAAGUACCUUCGUCCCUGAAGUAUGGACGUCUCUCUCCCCAGAGUUAAGGCUUUUCAUAGUUACAGGAGAGACGGUCUUUCCGGAUGCUAAGCCUGGUCAAGAACUAACGGUUGAGAUGAUGUUGGACGUUACGUCUCAAUGGGAGAAUACUGAGAAUUAUCCUAUCCUCCUACCCCUCAAGAUUCCUGCUGAGGAUUCUAACCGUUUAGAAGGUCAUACUUUUGAUACUAUUGCUCAGCAAGCUUGGAAAAGGUACGAGUCUGAGAUGUCCUAUAUUGAGACGGAAAGUCCCGAAGAUAAGUGUUUCUAUAGGGCUCUCACAGUUGCUGAGACAAGGUUCUGCCGUGUUCGUGAUGGAGAAGAAGAGGCCUAUCCUAUGGAUGGUUCAGCUAUGGCUAUUCCGUGGGAGACUAAGGGUGACCAUGAUGAGACGCUCCAGGAAAUCGCUAGAGAUCCUAAGAAUGGUUAUGUGGAUUCUGCUACUAAAGAACCUACUAGGGUGGUUGAUGAAGCCACUGCCGCUACUACUGCUAGUAAUGAUGCUAAGGUUACAACCCCCCAGGUGGAUGUGACUGGUAAUGAUGGUUCUUCCUCUAAGUGGGACAAAAACUGGUAUGGUUCUUCCUCUAAGUGGAGUGGAGAAUGGUAUGAUACUACCGGUUCGGCUUCUAAGUACAAGGUUAACUGGUAUGAGACUCCUCAGCUCGAGGGUAAGGUUCUACUCCAACCUGUAUGCGACUCUCCGCCUACUGUUACUAAUGAUGAAGAAGCACAAGGUGGUUCCAGCUGUUCUAAGAGUGUAUUUUUGAGUGAUGUCAUGAAAUCCACUUAUGAAGGAGGCUCGGUUGAAGUGAAGUCUUCAGAGAAGGGUAAGAAGAAGAAGUCUAAAGGGUCUAAGGAUGAAGGUUCUUCAAGCUCUUCUAGUUCUUCAAGUAGCAGUAUUGAAUCAAUACUGCUACUUGAAGAACUAGAAGAGCUCAAUACUAUUGAUGAAUAA
Molecule: messenger RNA, 1059 nt
Organism: Perkinsus marinus ATCC 50983
Lineage: Eukaryota; Perkinsozoa; Perkinsida; Perkinsidae
Exons: 3
Coding region: 1-1059 (352 amino acids)
Source: RefSeq, a predicted model, not a curated record